Messenger RNA from Prunus avium (sweet cherry), 1084 nucleotides. RefSeq lists its product as uncharacterized. Gene Ontology annotation, molecular function: RNA binding. NCBI's taxonomy places the organism in Eukaryota, Viridiplantae, Streptophyta, Magnoliopsida, Rosales, Rosaceae. The record is from RefSeq and is a predicted model, not a curated record.
AUUAUAUAAAAAGUCAAUCCAAAACCGCACAAAAAAGGAGGCUUUUGGGACGUAAUUUCAAAUCUGAAGCACAAGGCUUUUGAAAGCCGAACAAACAAACCCCAAACGAAGAGAACCAAAAAAACAAAAAAAAAAACCUAAACCACACACAAAACGCAGUGGUUGCUUUUGCUUUGCCGAGCGGCAGCUUGUUGCAGAUUCUUCCCUCCCAGCGCUCUUCUGUAAAACGAUGGAUAAGUUCCAGAGGGUGGAGAAGCCCAAGGCCGAGGCUGCGCCUAUAAAUGAGAAUGAGAUUCGCAUAACCGCUCAAGGCAGAAUGAGGAACUAUAUUACUUACGCCACCACUCUCCUUCAGGAGAAAGGGUCUGAUGAAAUUAUUCUCAAGGCAAUGGGCAGAGCUAUCAAUAAAACUGUGAUGAUUGCUGAACUAAUAAAGAGAAGGAUUGUUGGUCUCCAUCAGAAUACUUCAAUUGGAUCAACUGAUAUUACCGACGUGUAUGAGCCCCUGGAAGAAGGCCUGGAUCGUGUAGAGAGUACUCGGCAUGUUUCAAUGAUCACUAUUACUUUGUCGAAGACGGAGCUUCAUACAUCCUCUACAGGAUACCAACCCCCUCUUCCGGCUGACCAAGUGAAGCCAUUGAAUGAUUUUGAGGAUAAUGGAGAGGGUUCGCCUAGAUUCCGAGGCAGGGGUCGUGGUGGCCGAGGACAAGCUAGGGAUAGAGGAAACUACAAUGGGGUUGGGGAUUAUAAUGGAGAUGGUUGGGAUGGUGGGCGUGGUUAUGGUGGCAGAGGUAGAGGCCGUGGAAGAGGUGGUUCUUUUAGGGGACGAGGAAGAGGCUAUGGUCAGUCGGGUGGAUACUAUGACUAUGUUGAAGGUGCACCUGCCCAAGGUCGCGGUCUUGCAGGGCGCGGUCGAGGCAGUCUGAGACCAUUAUGCAUACCUUGCUCUAUGCAUGUCUAUCAUAACCGUGAAGGCCAAGAUGAAGAAGAAGAUUGUGAUAGUACUACUUGCGUUGAUGCCAAGUUCAAUAACAUCGAAUUUCCCCCACCUUGGAGUAAGGUCAAGUCUAGCAACAUGGAAUGA